GUCAUGGCGUAGCUAAGGACGCGAUCAGUCUUGGAUUGCUUCUUGUGUGUGCAAAAUUUAAAACAUGUUUUGAAGUUUAUAAUUUCCGUUUGUUUGUUUAUAGAAAGCCGUAUCUGGUAAGAACGAGUAGCUUGCCUUACUUAGCUUAUCUCAGAAGUCUUAUACUUUGCGGCCUGCAAGACGAUAUUUUGCGGCCCGUUACAUGACAGCAAAGUUUAGUGUCAAUGCGGCCCGCGCGCUGUCUCCAUUCUCGUAUCUAUAAUGUGGCCCUCCGCGACAGUUUCAGUCGAAUCUCACCGACUAGUCUAAUUCUAAUUUUAUUUUUGGAUAGAUUUGGACGUUUCGUAUUCUCCAUCCAUGUUUAUCCUCUGUUGGUCCAUACAUUUUCUGGAGAACUUUUCUAUCCCAUUUGUUUCAUAGGUUUUCUGCCGUCUUUAUUAGGGUCAAAGUUUCACUUGCGUAUGUUACAACUGGCCUGAUUACAGUUUUCUUUAUAGUUUUCUUUGUUUUUUGUUUUUUUUUUUAUGUUUUUUCUGACUACUGAAGUUUGCCGCCGAUAUUCUUUCUUUUAUUUAUGUUAGCCAUUCAUUUCUUUCAUUUAUUAAGGAUCCUAGGCAUUUGAAUUAAUUUAAUUUCUCAAAAAGUGUGGUUUCUAAUUGUAAUGGUAUCAUCUGUCUGUUCUUCUCUUAUCAUAGGCAUAUAUUUUUUUAUUUUUCUAUUUUUGUUUUUUAUUUUUGUUGUUGUUAACUUCUAAACCUGCUUGUAGAGAGAGAUGCGUCUUCUAAUUCAAUAAAGCUUUUGGUAUGUACUUACUACUUUCCUGUACACUGUUAUGUCAUCAGCAUAUGCAAGAUACUGAAAGGGUUGGUGGAAGAGAGUGCCCUUUGGUUGUCGAUCUUGGGUUUCCCUCAGAAGGUGUCAUACUAUUGUUCUUCGGGUGUCAACAUGUAUGCUUCUUUUAGCUCUCUCCAAUGUUAGGUUAAAUAGGUUAAAUUGUUCUUCGGGUGUCAACAUGUAUGCUUCUUUUAGCUCUCUCCAAUGUUAGGUUAAAUAGGUUAAAAUAUUCUUCGGGUGUCAACAUGUAUGCUUCUUUUAGCUCUCUCCAAUGUUAGGUUAAGUAGCAUACAAGACAGGUGGGUCUACUUGUCUUAGGUCUCGUCUAAUCUGAAAUUCCCUGGACUAUAGACCAUAAGCCUUGAUUUUGAUCUUUUAGCCGCUUAAUGUUGUUUGUACAAGUCUUGUCAGUUUGUUGGGUAUACCAACCUCCUGCAGAGUCUCAUAUAUUUUCUUUUUUAUGCAGUCAUGUACAGCUUUAUAGUCCACAUAGAGUCGAUGUACUGGGAUAUUAUACUCAUAACAUUUCUCAAAUAGGCAUCUGGUGGUGAAAAUCUGAUCAGUCGUAGAUCUGUUUUGUCUGAAUCCACAUGGGUAGUCACCAACAGGGACAUUCCUCUGUAGUUUGGGCAUUGAAGUUUCGAAACUAUCUAGUGGGUUGUGUUUAUUAAUGAUGUGUCCCAUUCUGUUGGAUUUUCUCUUUUUGCUAUAUUUUGGUUAUAAGAUUAAGUGUCUGAGUGUGUAUUUUUCUUCCUCCAUAUUAAUAAGCUCUUCUGUGUUGAGGUCUCCCAAAUGGCUUUGUGGCUUUUCAUAGAAUUGAAUACUUCUGUAGUUUCUUUCAAAGUUGGGGAGUUUAUUGAAAGGGUCUUGUCCCCAGCAGCACCACAGAAACAAAAUAGAAGUGGGGGCUGUGAUACGGCCCUAAAAAACGAAGACCUUCACAAAUAAAUUUUUACAAAAAUAAGGUUUUUAUUUGUAAGAUCCUUUAUAUUAUUUGAUCUCCACAGUGACCAAGUAUUUCUAAGGAGAGCUUACCAUUAUGUCCGGCCAACUAAAAAGCCACCGGUCAAUUACUGCCCAAGUUGUGUUGUACAUCUUUCUCACGCUUGGCCCGACGUUAACUGGUUCGGAUAAUGGCGUGCACGAGAAGAAGAUCUACGGCAACUGGCAAGUCCGACAGGUACGGUAUAGAUAGACAGAAUAAGACUGAUAGGUUUAGACUAACACGGGUGGGAUAGAUAGAUAGAAUAGGACUGACAGAUUUAGACUCACACGGACAGUAAAUAUAGAUAGAAUAAGACUGAUAGAUUUAUACAAAUAUAAUUCCUAAAUUGUCAGAAAACUUUAAUAAUCGUAUGUCUUUAUGAAAAAGUUUUUGUUUUUUUUUUAAAAAAAAGCUUUAAAGCGUUCAUACUAAAUAAUAGUUGAAAUGAAAGUAUGUCUUGGACUUAAGAGACAGACAGAAAGUUAUCUCAUAGAAUCAGUUAAUGAAGAAAUUAUGUUUUUGGGUUGUUCUUUAUUCUUAAGUAUUAAACUUUCUUUUUCACAAAUAUCUCUAAAGACCAGUUAUUCUUGUCACUCUCAAAGACCAGUUAUACCACCCUUGAUCUAGUUUAACUGGUAGAUGGGACAUAAUUGGUGGAGCAAUUGGUCAUAACCGGUGGUGCUAUGGGUCAUAACAGGUUGAACCAUAGGUCAUAACUGGAGGAACCAUGGUACAUUAAAGGCGGAGCUAUGGGCUAUAAUAGGUGGAACCGUGGGUCAUAACUGGUGGAGCCGCAUGGGUCAUAACCGGUGGAGCCAUGGGUCAUCCUCGCUUGAUAAUUCAUCAUCUCCCUUUAUUUCUGAAUACAAUUAUUAUUAGUCUUGAAGCUUGUUCGGCAGAUAGUCUCUGCUUUCGGUUGUCACUUGAUGUGAAAGCCAUUUUGUUCAGGUAAACAAAGUUUUAGCGAAAUUUAGCUGUCACAAAAAGCAUAAAUAUCUAGGGGUAAAAUUGCGAUUAAAAUAAAAAAACAAACUCCUAGCACGUUUGAAAAAUGUAAACACCGGAAGAGGAUUCGGAAAUAUUGGUUUGGACAAAAUACCGAAUUAUUUAUAUAAAAUCCCAACAUCAAAGAGUCACUGUAAUACGCCACAAGGACUGGUUCGCGUCAAAACGGGACCGGCGGAAAGCCAGUUGGACUGAGCGCGUCGGACUUAAAACAGUUACCAAUAUAUAUUACAUAUGUAGGACAGCACCUCUCUUUAUCAAACAGAACCAGCGGUACUGCAGGCAAGUGUUGUACUGUGAGUUCCGUGAGGCCAACUGUGCACAGGUGACAACAGCCAACACAUGGACGUGUAACAGAAUCAACGCGGAGAUUGCUGAGAAAGGAUGCGUCAUGAGAAGUAAUAUACACACUACAAUCCUUUGAUGUUAACAUCGCCUGCCUUUCGAACAUCACCUUUGACAAAAUUCUUAUACAAUUAUAUCUAUCUACUUCUCUCUCUCUCUCUCUCAAUCUCUCUCUAUCUCUUUCUCUCUCUAUUUCUCAAUUUCUAACACACUGUCUUUCACUCAUCCUCAAAAAAAUAAUGUAUAUCUCCCCUUUUGUAUUUCGCCCCACUCUUUCUUUCUAUAUUUCUAUUUCUCUCUCUAUAUAUAUAUAUCUCCAUAUUCAUGAGUUUGGCAAAUAUCUUUAAUAGUAAACGCUGUUGCUGUUGCUGUUGUUGUUGUUGUUUUUGUAACCGAGUAGCACCCCAUUCAAAGGUCAUUACAGCAGCAGCGAGGCAGUUUACCAUGAUUUUACUUUACAUUUAUUAUAAAAAAAAAAUAUCUACUUUUGGUUUAUUCCCAGUUUGUAAAACCGAUCUUAAAAUGGUGUGUUCUGCGACUUCCCCUGGCGCUGAGUACCAAGAGGUGAGUAGGUUGCUGUCGUCCCAACAAGAUCAUUUCGUUCGCCUUAUGUGGAUUGAAAAGAAAAUUUCUCAAGUGAUAUAAAUUAUUUCAAAAUUAUUUCAAUGUUCUUAUAAAGACUCACAAAGACUUUCUAAGAUUAAGCACACACAUACUCCAAAUUCGAAGGUGGAUUCGAAAGAAAUUAUUCAUAAGUGAGUGAGUACACAUUUAAUAUAGAGUAUGACGUCAUUGAUAAAGAAAUCACCUUUUAUAAAGAAAAGGAACGUUUUUUUUUUUUUCAAUAAAAUAACAAUUGUCCGAGCAGCACUUCACUUCAUGCAGCAACACAGCAGCCGCACUAUCUUGUGGAUGGCUGGUCAAAAGAAAUACAUUGGAGCUCGUUUCAUUCUCACGUGGGAUAUGUGGCCUCUGACGAUUGUUUCAAAAGUUACAGCUUCAAGAAUAUGCUAACUAAUCAAACGUAGCAACGCCGGCCUUGGGUCCUUUUUUUUUUUCGCCCUGUGCGAAGCACCUUUUUGGCGCCCCCUUCCCUGUCCCUUAUGGCCCCGCUCUUUUUUCCGAUGAAGACGAAGGCUAUGGAGCACGUGUUAUGAUGCUAUACAUGUAGCUAACCAUACGCAUUUUAACGUGCAUAUUAAUGUAGACGGUUUAGUUUUUCUACGGUACUUUGUUCCAUUUCCACACCGCCCUUGUGGCUGGGCUACCAGUCAAUUUUUUUUUAAAUUCCCAAGAUUAGGUCAAAACAUUUCCCAAGAUAUCCCAAGAUCAUGAAAAUACACAAGAGCUUGUUUUUUUUUUUAAAGGACCUUUCAAGGGGGGGGGGGGGUUGUUUUUUUUUUAAAAAAGCGAGUUUUGGCUCUGAAUGAGGUAGUGAAUUCCCAAGAUCUUGGGAAAUUUCCCAAGGUGUGGCAGCCCUGCUUUGGGGUCGUCAAUAAUCUGCCCCUUUGAGGUUGGAACUAUCAUCGCGUUUAUUUUUUUUUUUUAAAGAGUAUCCCCAGGUGCCCCUAUGGCCAAGGUGCCCCUAUGGCCAAGGUGCCCUGUGCGAGGGCACAGGUCGCACACCCUAAAGGCCGGCGAUCAACGUAUAUAGGUUUAACUUGUGUGUUUGGAUUUAAAAUGGGGAAACAAUGAUGUUUCUGGUUUUAAUUUUUGUUUCCCCUCCGAAUACACUGAUGCCUCUUAUAAAUUGAAACGAGUCCCACCUUCUAAUCAUCGCUUUUGAUUAAGUAAUGUAUUGUUCGUUUGGGUUAACUUUGGGUUAAUGCUUAAUUACUUUUUGUCCACAAGACGAGCAGUGACAGCUGCCCUUUGGGAGAGAAGUGCUUUGUCAACGUGACGCCUCAGACGAACACGCUAGUCCCAUUAAACACCAGUCCAGCAUCGCUUAAACCUGGGGCCUCCACACCAUCACCAGCUGCUUUGAUGCCAUCACCUGCGUCUGGUCCGACGGUCACAACCGUCUCUUCAACACAAAAUGGUGCAGCGCCGCUUGCAGAAACUGUACCUGGACUGUCCACAUCACUUGGACCAGGGGCAACAACAGCAUCUGUACCUGGUUCUACCCCUGCCUCUAUACCUGAGGCCACCACCGCCCCUGUACCUGGGGAGACCACUGCCCUUGUACCUGGGGAGACCACUGCCCCUGUACCAGUGGAGACCACUGCCCCUGUACCUAGGGAGACCACUGCCCCUGUACCUAGGGAGACCACUGCCCCUGUACCUAGGGAUACCACUGCCCCUGUAACUGGGGAGACCACUGCCCCUGUAGUUAUGGAGAUCCCUGCUCCUAGACCUGGGUAGACCCCUGCCCCUGUACCCGGGGAGACCCCUGCCCCUGUACCCGGGUAGACCAAUGCCCCUGUAACUGGGGAGCACCUUCCAACUGUAGUUUCUUCAAACCUCGACCCUGGCAUGCCACCUAUGCAGCAAAACGCCGUGAUGAUGAUCGUCAAUUGACCAGUAACCUAAUAAGUUCACAUCCGGUCGGCCUCGUCUUGACCAGUAACCUAAUAAGUUCACAUCCGGUCGGCCUCGUCUUGACCAGUAACCUAAUAAGUUCACAUCAGGUCGGCCUCGUCUUGACCCUAAACAAUCUCAUCUGAUCAUUGUAUACAAUCUCAUGUCAUGGCUGUCAGCAGAUUGAUCUGAUAAACCUUAAGGCUUAUUAAUCUGUAAUUUAAUAAAAAUCAAAUCAAUUAAUGUGCUUCAGGUUAUAUCAUGCUUACGUGAAAGCCGU
Molecule: messenger RNA, 5969 nt
Organism: Lymnaea stagnalis (great pond snail)
Lineage: Eukaryota; Metazoa; Mollusca; Gastropoda; Lymnaeidae
Source: the annotation of a GenBank genome assembly